UAGGAUUCUGAAAAUGUUAAUAUUAAUAUAGGUGUUUCAGCUAAUGGAAUAUUAAUUUAUCGUGAUAAAUUACGUAUAAAUCGUUUUGCUUGGCCAAAAAUAUUAAAAAUAUCUUAUAAACGAAAAUAUUUCUUUAUUAAACUUCGACCAAGUGAUUUUGAUCGAUAUGAAAGUACAAUAGGUUUUAAAUUACCAACAUAUCGAGCAGCAAAAUCUUUAUGGAAAAUUGCUGUUGAACAUCAUGCUUUCUUUCGUUUACGUCGACCAGAAGAAAUUCGUAAACGACCUGUUUUACCAAGAUUUAAUUCAACAUUUCGUUAUACAGGAACAUAUACAUAUCAUCAAACUCGACAAUUAUUACUUGAUAGACCUAAUCCUGAUUUUGAAAGAUCAUUAAGUAAACGAAUGACAAGAAGUCUUGAUGUUUCUGGAGGUGAAACAAUACGACCAUUACCACGUCCUCAAAGUGUUGAACCAUUUUUUCAAAUACCAAUACUUGAGCAUGAUGAAAACGAACAUAUACCGACGGCAGCAUAUGCACAUGUGAAAAAGAAACCUGAACGACCACCAAUUACACCACCACGAACACCACAACCAUCAAUAAUACGUGAAGUAAAACCAAAACGACCACCACCACCGGCUGAUUAUGCUAAUCUUCCACCUGAACCACCAAUUCGUCCGGCAAUACAUCGAGAAAUAUCGUCAACGAUGAAUUCUGAUGAUGCACUUCUUGCAGCUAUUCGUUUAGCAACAGAUCUUGAUCCGAAUAAACAAGCUGAACAAAUCGUUAUGGCUAAUAGCUAA
Messenger RNA from Rotaria sordida, 804 nucleotides. The record is from the annotation of a GenBank genome assembly. NCBI's taxonomy places the organism in Eukaryota, Metazoa, Rotifera, Eurotatoria, Philodinida, Philodinidae.